Messenger RNA from Cygnus olor (mute swan), 2915 nucleotides. RefSeq names its product arginine vasopressin receptor 1B (gene AVPR1B). The record is from RefSeq and is a predicted model, not a curated record. Gene Ontology annotation, molecular function: peptide binding; vasopressin receptor activity. Lineage: Eukaryota; Metazoa; Chordata; Aves; Anseriformes; Anatidae. The coding region runs from base 112 to 1380 and encodes 422 amino acids. Gene Ontology annotation, cellular component: membrane. Gene Ontology annotation, biological process: G protein-coupled receptor signaling pathway; regulation of systemic arterial blood pressure by vasopressin; positive regulation of vasoconstriction. The transcript is spliced from 2 exons.
UCGGGGGGAGCGCAGCCCCCAGGGAUGCAGGGAGGGGUUAAGAGCCAGAGCUGAGCAUCUGAGCAUUCACCCCGUCACAGUCACAGCCUCCUCUCCGCUCCUCCCGCGGGGAUGGAGCCGGGCUGGAACAGCUCCCGUCGUGGCUGGGCUGGGCACGGCAAGGGGGUGCAGAGCCCCCAGGCCCUGGCUGGGGACCCCAACGUGACCCUGCUGCACAGCCGGGAUGAGGAGCUGGCCAAGGCAGAGGUCGGGGUGCUGGCCACCAUCCUGGUGGUGGCAACCGUGGGCAACGUGGGGGUGCUGCUGGCGAUGUACCGCCUGAGGAGGAAGAUGAGCCGCAUGCACCUCUUCAUCCUGCACCUGGGGCUGACCGACCUGGGCGUCGCGCUCUUCCAGGUGCUGCCACAGAUGAUCUGGGAGGUGACGUACCGCUUCCUGGGGCCAGACCCUCUCUGCAGGGCCGUCAAGUACCUGCAGGUGCUGAGCAUGUUUGCCUCCACCUACAUGCUCAUCGCCAUGACUCUGGACCGCUACGUGGCCGUGUGCCACCCGCUGCGCACCCUGCAGCAGCCCAGCCGCCGGGCCUACGCCAUGAUCGGGGCCACGUGGCUGCUCAGCUCCCUGCUCAGCCUGCCCCAGGUCUUCAUCUUCUCCCUGCGGGAGGUCCGGCAGGGCUCGGGGGUGCUGGACUGCUGGGCGGACUUCAGGUACCCGUGGGGAGCCCGAGCCUACAUCACCUGGACCACGCUGUGCAUCUUCAUCCUGCCCGUCGGCAUCCUCACCGUCUGCUACAGCCUCAUCUGCUACGAGAUCUGCAAGAACCUCAAGGGCAAGACCCAGAGCUGCGCCCCCAGCACGGGGGGGCCCACAACAGCCCCCCCCGCCCCCUGCUCCUCCGAGAAGGGCGGGCAGUGCCCCGGCGGGCAGCCCUCGCGCGUGAGCAGCGUGCGCACCAUCUCCCGGGCCAAGAUCCGCACGGUGAAGAUGACUUUUGUCAUCGUGGUGGCCUACGUCGCCUGCUGGGCACCCUUCUUCAGCGUGCAGAUGUGGUCGGUGUGGGACGAGGAUGCUCCCGACGACGAGUCAACCAACGCAGCCUUCACCAUCACCAUGCUGCUGGCCAGCCUCAGCAGCUGCUGCAACCCCUGGAUUUACAUGUUCUUCAGCAGGCACCUGCUGCGGGACGUGGGGCGCUGCCUCUCCUGCUGGUGCAGCCCCCGGCCCAGGCUGCACAGGCAGGUCUCUAACGGGAGCCUCUGCAGCAGGAAAACCACUGUCCUGAGCCCCAGCCAGCACGGCGGCCUCCCCCUGCGCGGGGGCAGCUCCAGGAACCUCAACCUGCCCAAGGAGGAGGCGGUGACCGAGUCGGGCAUGCUCUAGGCUGUUGGUUUUGCUGGAAGCUGUGUGCUUAACCCACAAGGCAUCACUGCCCUUCUCGUCCUCGUGGGCUCGCUACUGCAUGUGCUGCGUCUGUUGCAUGCCUCGGGGAUGGACAGAGCCCCAACAGCCCCAGAGCAACCUUCAUCUCCCUUGUGCGCCAUGAAGCCUCCCGCUGCCAGCCUGCUGCACAGCCCAGGCAUGCUGGGGGAUGCUGAAUCAGCGCAGCUUUUAGGAGAGACCUGAGCUCUGGGGGCUUAGCAGAUGCCAGCAAAGCAGCCUGAGCACAGCAGGAGGCAAUGCAGCUGCAUCUGCCUGAGAGCUCCCUGCCCAUCUCCCAUCCUCAGGGCUUUGCUGGGGAGCAGCCAACACAAACAACUUCCCCACACCCUGCAUGUGUCCCCAGGGCUGCAGCACACACAGCUGCUGCAUUGCAUUGACCCCUGCAGCAUUGCACCCAGGUGCAAGUGCCCCAAAUGCAGCACGGACACCGCUAGGAGCUGCUUGGAGGAACCCUGGCCCUCCUCCAGCUCGCCCAGGCAAAUCCUGUCUCCCUCCCAUCAGGUUCACCCUUCCUGUAUCACCAGUUAUUGUGCAGGGCUGCUCUGUGCUGUUAAACAGCUGCUGCAUCUCAUUAAAGAGCUGUUCUCAAAUUGCUGCUGCUGCUUCUUUUGUCUUGUUCAGCCAGGACUGGAGUGCCAAAACCACCCAGGGCUCAGGGAUAGCCUCAGAGCACCCCAGCAGUGCUGGGAGCAGAGAGGGGCGGCUGGGAAGAGCCACAACCUUAUGGCCCCAGCCCCUCUCCCCACCUGCUGUGGGUCUCCCUGGAAAAUUUUGUUUAAAAGCAAAGCAUGAGCAAGGCUGGACAGAGCAUCCCCACGCUCUGGGGCAACACUGUUGGGGGAUAUACAGGUGCCCCAAGGGCAGGGUACCAAAUUCCCUGCAAGAAAGAUGCAUCAUUCCCUCCAUCAUCACUAAAUCUACAAAAAUAAGAGUAAGAGUAAGCUAUAGAGAAAAUGCUUUCAGAUUUCAAAAUCAUAAAGUAUUUGAAUCAGUUUUUCCAGCAACUUCCCCUGGCUGGCUUUGACCUCACCCCUAACUCCAUAAACCCAUUUCUGCUGGGCUUCAGCAGCACUUCCCAGGGAUGGGACGGGUUUUGAACCUCUUUCUCCACUCAUUCUCUGAGUUGGGCUGGUUCUGCACAGCAAGACCAUUCAGACAGAAGUGCCUGACCCCAGAGCCCAACACCACCAGCACCAAACAGUCAACUCACAGUUCCUGCAGGGCAGAGUGAGACUUGCCUGUAAGUAAGUAAGAGUAAGACUUGCCUGUGCUUCCACAGACAGCUAUGAUCCAGUCCCGCACCUCUCACAGCCCCAAGGGAGCAGCAACCAGCCUCUGCCCUAGGAGAGGGGAUUUAAAACCCCGGGAGCCCCCAGCCCAGCCAGCUCUGCUGAUGCUCACGGCUUUCAGCUGGGAGAGGCGACACCUGCACCACCCCGCACCCAGCUCCAAGGGCGAUGGAGGCUCGGAGAGGU